Messenger RNA from Helicoverpa armigera (cotton bollworm), 511 nucleotides. RefSeq lists its product as uncharacterized. Lineage: Eukaryota; Metazoa; Arthropoda; Insecta; Lepidoptera; Noctuidae. Bases 1 to 462 code for a protein of 153 amino acids. The record is from RefSeq and is a predicted model, not a curated record. The transcript is spliced from 5 exons.
AUGGAACAGAUGCAAAUGAUGCAAAACAUGCAUCACGACGCUGCAUUGGACAAGGAAACAUGUAUAAACUAUGGAUAUUCUGAAAUUAAUUGUUGCACGAAUGAAUUGCCAGCCAACCAGAUUGAUAACCCAUAUGACAUGUCUGAUUGCUCUCGGAAAUCUCUGUGCGAGGAAGAGUUUUGUCGAAAUAAAAAAUUAGGCCUCAUUGGUGAUGACGAUAAGCUUGACAGAUCCAAAGCACUAGACGCCAUGUUUAAAAAAGUUUUAGCUGACCCAAGUUUAUUGGAAGUAGUGCAAUCAAAAUGUAUCAAUGGUGACAUCAAACCAUAUGGAUCUGCAGAAUCAUGUGAAGGCGAGAGAUUUAAUCGUUGUGUAGUAACGCAGUGGCUAAAAAGCUGCACAAAGUGGAACGACAGCUCUACAUGCCAGCAAACCAAAGAAUUCUUUAUAAAAGAAUGUUGAAUUUAUUUCUGUAAAUUGUUAGUCUCAAAACCGAUAAACUAAAUGCAGC